AUGUGCUUCUACUCGAUGCAUUCGUCGUACGUGUCGUCUCUGGCGUACUCGAGCCCCUCGAUCGUGAUAGAGGCCGGCAGGACGCAGUCUGGGCAGAGGAUCCUAUAUGAUGACUAUCGCGAGGCGUACUACUGGCUGCGGCACAACACCGACCCCGACGCGAAGAUCAUGUCAUGGUGGGACUACGGCUACCAGGGCUGCGCCCUUGCUUCUUCAGAGGAGAAGGCCUACCCUAUCAUGGAGUCCCUGGACGUGGACUACGUGCUGGUGAUCUUCGGGGGAGUGACGGGCUACUCUAGCGACGACAUCAACAAGUUCUUGUGGCCCGUGCGGAUCGGAAGCGGCGUUUUCCCCGACGACAUGCACCAUGAGAAGGACUUCCUCAAUCCCACCGGGCAGUUCGACGUGGGCCCUGCCGGAUCGAAGGUCUUCCAGAACUGCCUGGCCUACAAGCUGUGCUACUACCGCUUUGGCGAGCUCCGGGCUCUGCCAGACUGUGCUGCAGACUUUGCGUCUCGUCCCCAAGUCGGGAAGGAGGCUCUUCCAAGCGGUUUAGGUGCUACCCAGGCCUAGCAUGGACCCCACCGAAGCCGCGG
This is a messenger RNA of Ectocarpus siliculosus, 596 nucleotides long. The record is from the annotation of a GenBank genome assembly. NCBI's taxonomy places the organism in Eukaryota, Phaeophyceae, Ectocarpales, Ectocarpaceae.